This is a messenger RNA of Plutella xylostella (diamondback moth), 2105 nucleotides long. It is a transcript of the gene Setd3, whose product is annotated as SET domain containing 3. Gene Ontology annotation, biological process: peptidyl-lysine trimethylation; peptidyl-lysine monomethylation; actin modification. Lineage: Eukaryota; Metazoa; Arthropoda; Insecta; Lepidoptera; Plutellidae. Gene Ontology annotation, molecular function: protein-lysine N-methyltransferase activity; protein-L-histidine N-tele-methyltransferase activity; protein binding. The record is from RefSeq and is a predicted model, not a curated record.
UGUCAACUUUCAUUUCACAAGUUCAUCUUUUUUCGGUAGAAUUUUGUGUUUUUGAAUCUAUUUUUAGAUAAAAAUAUAAAAUUAAGCACAUUUCUUGACUUGCUUCUAUUAUUUUGAAUAGCCUAAAAACUAAGAAGUGAUAAAUCAUGGGCAGAAAGUCUUCAUCUAAACAAAAUACUAAGAAAAACUCUAGUAAAGAGGGCAGCAAAUAUGAACAACAGAAAAGAAAGGAACUGGCGGUUCUUGUGGAUAAGUUACUGAAACUAACGAGUAUAUUUCAGGCGACAGUUACUCCAGCUAAAAGUUGGGAACACUAUUUAGAGAUAGAAUCUCUUUUAAAGCAGAUUCAAAAUAUUGAAGCGCCUAAAACUAAGUCUGAGACUCCAUCUAGGGAGUCCAAUAUAGAAGAAUUUCUUAAGUGGUUAAACGAAAAUGAAGCACAAUAUGAAGGAGUUGAAAUUGCCAGCUUUAAAGGUUAUGAUCUGGGACUUAAGGCAACCAAAGACUUCAAGGAAGGUUCCUUGAUGCUCACCAUUCCUAGGAAGGUUAUGAUGAGCGAGCAGGAUGCAAGGGAAUCUAUUCUUGGAAAGUUUAUUGAAGUUGAUCCGUUGUUACAAAACAUGCCCAACAUCACACUAGCUUUGUUCCUGCUGAUGGAGAAAAGUAAACCAGAUUCAUUUUGGGCACCCUACAUUGCUGUGUUACCGGAGCGGUACUCAACAAUACUGUACUUCACACCUGAUGAAUUAGCAGAGCUCAAGCCGUCUCCAGUGCUGGAGUCGUCUCUGAAGCUGUACAGAAGCAUCGCGCGGCAGUACGCAUACUUCUACAUGAAGAUACACACGCUAGACCUGCCUGUAGUGAAGAAUCUACAAGAUAUAUUCACGUUUGAAAACUAUAGAUGGGCGGUGUCGACGGUGAUGACUCGACAGAACAACAUCAGCCUGUCGCACGCCGACACCACCGCCUUCAUACCGCUGUGGGACAUGUGCAACCACCAACACGGGAAGAUAACGACAGACUUCAACAAGGAGCUAUCACGUGGCGAGUGUUUCGCGCUGAGAGACUUCGCGGCCGGCGAGCAGCUGUUCAUCUUCUACGGCGCCCGGCCCAACUCCGACCUGUUCCUGCAUAACGGCUUCGUGUACCCAGACAACCAGUACGACAGCCUGUCCCUCUGCCUGGGCAUCAGCUCGGAAGACCCGCGGCGCGCGGCGCGGCGGGCGCUGCUGUCGCGGCUAGGGCUGGGGGGCGCGGCGCACUACCCGUUGUACGCCGCCGCCGCGCCCGUCAGUGCCGAGCUGAGAGCGUUUGUGAGGAUCUUCUGUAUGGAUGAGGAUGACGUAACCAAAUGGUCAUCCCACAACGUGCCGAGCGAGCUAGUCUCCUCAGAACCAAGCAGCGCGGAGGCGGUGGGCGCAGCUCUGGACAGGAAGGCGUACAACUACCUGAUGACGCGAUGUAAGCUGCUCAAGACUCUGUAUGUGAGGAGUGCGACGGAGGAUAAGGAACUGUCUUUGCAUAGGAAUAACGUAAAACUCCUGAAGGAGUGUGAAGUUCGAAUACUAGAUGGCGCUAUCGAGUACCUGCAGGGAGUCAUAGACUCGUUACCUGUCGAAGAAACCAAAUAGAUCUGCACACAACAGUAUGUAACUUACAAAGAUAUUCUUAUUCAUAAGGUUCGGACUACAAGACUCAGUCUUUGAUCGAGGCCCUCAGGGCUAUUUUAGAUAGGAUUAAGGAAUAACUGUGAACAUGAUUUAUUUACUUAUUUGAUAUAAAAAUAUUUAAAAACCAGAAAUAUUUUUGUGUCUUAUCUGGAAUGAGAAUAAUCUGUCUAAGGUAAAUGAUACUUUAUAAUGUGUUCAGUAUUUUGUUAAUUUAACUAUUUUCUUGGUGUAUUAAACCAAAACAGAGAGCUUUUUACGAAAAAAUCUGCGCGUGAUUUUUUUGAUACUUCAAGUGUGUUUGCUUUGUUUUAAAUAUUGAUAAUUAAUAGAAUUUAUUUAAAUUUUACUAAGAGCUUAUAAUUGUUUUUUGUAAACUUUUGUUAUACAUUCGUUUCUUAAAUAAAACUAUUGUUUUCAUUCGAAUCAAACUUUUUC